CGACAAGUUGCUUAAAUAUAUUUAGAAUGAAUUAGAUAUAUUUAUAACUCUUUUUUAUUGUAGUAUUAGUAAAUACUAGAAUAUAAGGUGGAAAAUCGUGGAAAAUCAUGGAAAAUGAUACAUGUGUCAAUCAUGAUCCAUUCAUAAUCCUUGGAUCUUGUAAAUCAUGUCCCAAAGAAUUGUCUCAUGCAGAAUUGUUGUCUAUAAUAAUUAAAUGUGUCAAUUUUGCAGCAAUAAAACAUAAGGAUCAAAGGAGGAAAGAUGAUAAAGAAACACCGUAUAUAAAUCAUCCAAUAGGAGUAGCAAAUAUCUUGGUUCAAGAAGGUAAUAUUCAUGAUCCUAUUGUAAUUGUGGCAGCACUCUUACAUGAUACUGUAGAAGAUACUGACACUACAUUUGAGGAGAUAGAAAAUAUAUUUGGCACUGAGGUUUGUAACAUUGUUAAAGAAGUAACUGAUGAUAAAAACUUACCAAAAGCAGAACGUAAAAGAUUACAAAUACAGAAUGCGCUUAACAAAAGUCAUAAAGCUAAAUUGGUAACCUUGGCAGAUAAAUUAUAUAAUUUAAGAGAUAUUCAAGAAAGUAUACCAAUUGGUUGGUCACAAAAUAGAGUAAAAGAAUACUUUAAGUGGUCCAAAGCUGUGAUUGAUGGAUGUCGUAAAACUAAUUUUAAUCUAGAAAGAGAGCUAGAUCUAAUAUUUGCAGAGAGAGUGUCAGAAGAUAAAGAAACUUGUACAUGCAAAAAGCCAUUGAUAUUAUGA
Molecule: messenger RNA, 761 nt
Organism: Eufriesea mexicana
Lineage: Eukaryota; Metazoa; Arthropoda; Insecta; Hymenoptera; Apidae
Gene: Mesh1
Product: Metazoan SpoT homolog-1
Exons: 4
Coding region: 108-761 (217 amino acids)
Molecular function (GO): guanosine-3',5'-bis(diphosphate) 3'-diphosphatase activity
Source: RefSeq, a predicted model, not a curated record